AUGGGUUAUUCAUCAAGAAACUCACUGACACAAACAUGUGUAACAAAUCAUCUAUUCUUGAAUUUUAUCAUAGUGUUUUCAUCGGUUUCAUGGAUUAAUGCUUCAUCAUUAAUCAAUGCUGCUGCUGCUCAAAACAAUACUUUUCUUCAAUGCAUGUCUCCACAAACAUCUUCACCUCCAUCUCCAUUAAACUUUCCUACACCUUCCAUUCAAAACCUUAGAUUGGUUGCCACUUCUCAAAAACCAACUAUCAUACUUACACCAAAGAAUGAUUUAGAAAUAAGAAAAGCCCUACUUUGUAGUAAACAAAAUGGUUUACAAAUCAGAGUAAGAAGUGGAGGUCAUGACUAUGAAGCUUUAUCUUCUACGUCAAAUUUCCCAUUCAUCAUCAUCGAUCUCGUAAAUUAUCGAUCCAUUUCUAUCGACCUUGAAACUGAAACUGCAUGGGUACAGGCUGGUGCAACAAUUGGUGAACUUUCUUAUAGACUUAGUGAAAAAAGUAAAACCCUGGCAUUCCCUUCCGGGACUUGUACUACUCUUGGUGUUGGUGGACACUUCAGCGGAGGUGGUAUUGGAACUCUGGUGAGAAAAUAUGGUAUUUCUGCAGAUAAUAUUGUUGAUGCCACCAUACUUGAUGUUAACGGCAACAUCUUCAAUCGGACUUCGAUGGGGGAGAAUUUGUUUUGGGCAAUCAGAGGUGGAAGUGGUGCAAGUUUCGGAAUCAUUCUUUCAUGGAAAAUAAAAUUAGUUUCGGUGCCACACAUAGUCACUGUUUUUUCACCUAGUAGAGUACUAGAACAAGAUGCAACAAAACUGCUUAUGAAAUGGCAACAAAUUGCACAUAAACUUCCUGAAGAUUUAUUCGUUAGAAUCAUCAUACAGCUCGGCACUUGGAAAGGAAUAAAAACAGUUAACGUUGUCUUUAACUCAUUGUAUCUUGGCCGUGCUCAAGAUCUACUCAAAAUAAUGCAACGAAGCUUCCCCGAGCUUGGGUUAACCGCGGACGACUGUAAGGAAAUGGGUUGGAUUGAAUCAGUGGUAAACUUCGGUUUCUAUCAACAAAUUCCAACUGAGACACUACUAAACAGAACUCACCCUGAUACCUUGCCUUUCAAAGCCAAAUCCGAUUACGUGCAAAAACCGAUUCCGCAGACUGGGUUCGAAGGGCUUUGGAAAAGAGUUCUCGAAGAAGAAAUGAAUAUGGUAUUCAUAAUUCUAGAGCCGUUUGGAGGAUAUAUGAAUAAGAUUCCAGAGUCGGCACUACCGUUCCCGCAUAGAAAAGGUAACUUGUAUGAGAUUCAGUACAUUGUGAAAUGGAAUGAAGGACAACCAUCUCAAAACCAUAUAGAUUGGAUGAGGGAUCUUUACAGUUACAUGACUUCAUAUGUUUCAUGUUCACCGAGAGCUGCUUAUGUCAAUUAUAGAGAUCUUGAUCUGGGUAAGAAUGAUGAUCUUCCUAAUGUGAAUUAUUUGAAAGCUACUCAGUGGGGAACCAAAUAUUUCAAAGGGAAUUUCAAAAGAUUGGCGAUGGUUAAGAAAGAAGUUGAUCCACAAAAUUACUUCAACGAUGAACAGAGUAUUCCAGCAUUUUCAUGCUAGUAACCUAGUCAAUUUUU
This is a messenger RNA of Papaver somniferum (opium poppy), 1616 nucleotides long. RefSeq names its product berberine bridge enzyme-like 23. The record is from RefSeq and is a predicted model, not a curated record. NCBI's taxonomy places the organism in Eukaryota, Viridiplantae, Streptophyta, Magnoliopsida, Ranunculales, Papaveraceae. The transcript has a single exon. The coding region runs from base 1 to 1599 and encodes 532 amino acids. Gene Ontology annotation, molecular function: FAD binding; oxidoreductase activity.